Rotaria sp. Silwood1 is the source of this 345-nucleotide messenger RNA. The record is from the annotation of a GenBank genome assembly. NCBI's taxonomy places the organism in Eukaryota, Metazoa, Rotifera, Eurotatoria, Philodinida, Philodinidae.
AUGAUAUCAUUAGAAAUUCAAGGAUUAAUUCAAAUAAAACCAUCUCAAUCACAAAUUAUUGAAACUAUUUUUCAAUCAUCAUUAAAAUAUUGUUUUAUAUUCAUGUCGGUUAAUUUUAAUUAUAAAAAUGCUGAAGGAAUAAAUCAUUUUAUUUUAUUUCAUUUUAAUAAUACAAAUGACAAAUUCAUUAAAACAGAAUUAAUUUGGAAAGAAAUUAUAGCUCGUUUAAAAAGUCCAAUGGAAGUUCUUGAAAAUGAACAAAUUAUUAUUAAAGAUGAAAAUCAACAAAUUUUCCCAAAAGGUGUUUUGCAAUUUAUUGAAUUUUUACUUAUGUUUGGUUCAUAG